Aspergillus niger is the source of this 399-nucleotide messenger RNA. RefSeq lists its product as uncharacterized. The coding region runs from base 1 to 399 and encodes 132 amino acids. The transcript has 2 exons. NCBI's taxonomy places the organism in Eukaryota, Fungi, Ascomycota, Eurotiomycetes, Eurotiales, Aspergillaceae. The record is from RefSeq and is a predicted model, not a curated record.
AUGGGUGUGAUAAUGAACCGAGUCGGGAUCGGCUCUUGUACCUCAUUUAAUUGGAAAGACGCCGGCUACUCUUGCGAACCGCCCGCCCGUCCCCCUUUUGAGUCAGUCUUCUCCAGUCGCGGCCCUUCUGGUGCUUCUGCCUCUUUACCUUUUUUUGUUUCUUGCGCUUCUUCCGUUAUUCAAGAUUGUUCCGUGAAGGAGCCGACUUCCAUCGAGUCCAAUCGCGCCGUUCUGCCGGUGCUUUGCUUUCCUGGGUCUCUUCCUUUCGGGGGGCCUCGAACCCAAGCGGCAAUCACAUCCAGCCCAGACUGGGAAAGCACGGCCUUCCUCCAGGUUCCUUGUCUAGCGCCUGCCUUUUCUGCCGUGGAUCGACGCCUCUUUUCAUUUCUCCUCCCGUGA